Messenger RNA from Jaminaea rosea, 4980 nucleotides. RefSeq lists its product as hypothetical. The transcript has a single exon. The record is from RefSeq and is a predicted model, not a curated record. Gene Ontology annotation, molecular function: protein binding. Bases 178 to 4821 code for a protein of 1547 amino acids. NCBI's taxonomy places the organism in Eukaryota, Fungi, Basidiomycota, Exobasidiomycetes, Microstromatales.
AGUCUAGCUACGACUGAGCAGCAUCGCAGCCACGACGACCGACGACGACCUGAGUUGACGCUCGUCGCUACCAUCCGCCCAUUCUCUACAUCUUCCAUCCGUCCUUUUCUUCUUCACCACAGUGCCCAAUCAGCGUCCCACAUUUGAUCCAUUCGCGCGCGCGGCUCUCACGCCACGAUGUCGGCCCUCCCGGCGCAGUUUUACCACAGCGCUGAUGACGACGGCGCUGGUGUCAUCCACGAGGACUCGCCGCCUGGCCUCACUGCAUCCGGUUCGUCCGAUGACGGCUCUUCUCCAUCAUCCGUAGGCCAACAGCGUGGCCAUCCGUCCAAGAAUGGCAGCAGUACAGCUGCGACGUCGUCCAAGGCGCCGAGCGAGGCUGCGACUGCCUUCGAUGCCAUGAGUCCGUGGAGCAGCCACAGCAGCGAGGUGCUCGUUGACUCUGGAGCUCAUGACUGGGCAUCGCCAUUUAGCUCUGCGACAGAGCAUCACUUCUACGAUGGUAGUAUGUCAUUCUCCAACGACAAUGACGCCUUGGCUUCGUCGCUAGCUUCUUCCUCAUCUAUGCAGCACCAGCUUGCCUUCUCCUCGCCCUCAAUGGCGUCUUCCUCCUCCCCAGGUAUCGCAGCACCUGGCGACGCGGCGUCCAAGAACGCAUUGCGAGAAGCGUCGCAGCGAAUGGCAGGAGGCAGUGCAGAGAGAGGGCUAGGCUUCACCUCUUCAGGAUCUCCCUCAUCCUCUCAAGCGCGAGCUGGGAUGUGGAAUAGCACCCAGAAGCCGACGUCAGAUGAGCAGAUGUUCGACUCGAUCAUUGAGGAGGACAGCUUUGGACCGCCCUCGACCAGCACCUCCGACUACGCUGGCUCACCACCUCCUCCUCAGUCGGCUGCGACUACGCGCGGAUUGUCGUCCGUCUUCGGGGCCAUGCACAUGCCUAGCAAUAGCGCUUCGCCGCCGGGCUUGUCUAGCUACGGCGUCGUUGAUGGCAUCAAGACGGAGCAGCAGGAUGAGACGAUGGCAGGUCCGCAGCAGCACGAACCUGCAAAGCCGCAGCCGCCGCCUGCUUCCACUCCGCAGCCUUCAAAGGCGGACGCCGCAGACGACAGCAUAGCAGCAUCAGCAGCAGCUCCCGUAGCGGGGCCAUCUUCAGCGCCCAUGAAUGGCGAGCAAGAGGUAGCCUUCUCAGCCUCUGCCGUCGUCAGGCCAGAAGUUGACGGCCUGGCCGACCUUCAAAUUCACGUCCACGGCAUUGCAGCUCGAGGCGCCAAGUCGCGCGUUGAGACUCAAAUCAAGGCUCACCUCGAGCUCGUACGUCCAUCGCAGGGAGAAGGGGCGUGGGAGCGCAUCGGCAGCUUCACGCAUCUCAAACUUCCUCCGCUCAGCGCAACGAAGCGGAAGACCAAGAAGAAUCAGCAAGGCACCGCGGAGAUCCCCAAAGAGAAGACUCUUUAUCUUGAUGUCGCAGUCGUCAACGCCUCGCCGCCACACCAGCGCGCCUUCGCUUGUCAGAGCUGCAGUGAGCGCGAAAAGAAGCGUGCAGACCGCCGCAAGAGUGGUCGAACUAAGUCUGGCCCAAUUCCCUCCGAGGAGGAGAUGCGACGACUAGGAGUCGACCCUUCGAGCCCAGACGCAGGCGAGCUAGCAGCGGAGCGUCUCACACAGGAGGAGAGCAAACGCAUUAUACUCUUCAACUGCGGCGACUAUCUCGAGUUCAAGGACGGCCAUACCGAGCUGCCCACGCGCGUGACGUGCUACUGUCGUCACCACAAAGAGAAGCUCGGGUUCUGCAUCUUGUUCACCAUGCGCAACUGGAAGGGUAAGACUGUUGCGUGUGGGUCCACACCCGCUAUCAUGAUUACCGACGAUCAUAAGUCUUCCGCGGCGCUCGAGAGGAGCAAGAGGGAGGCGGCGCAAGUCACAAGCGCUGCACCCACGCCGGGUCAUAUGGCGGAUCGCAGCAGAGGUAACUCGGCGGAUACGAGUGUCGGUGCUGGCGAGGCGAAUGGUGGUGCAAGCCGCAACAAGCCGAAGAAGUCGCGACCGAAGCCGUACGACUCAUCGAGGCGCUCGACGAUCAGCAAUGGCGCUGGCGGCGGGGUAGCGAUGACUCCUGCGGCCAGCAAUGGUGGUGCUAAUGGCACGAUGACACCCGCGAACGGUAGCGGCUCUUCGCCCUCGAUGGAUUUGGUCACCGCCUUGGCUGCGAUCGGCAACGAGCGUGCAUUGCUCCUUCAGCAACAACAUCACCAACAGCAGCAGGCGGCGCAGCAGCAGCAAUUGCCGCAGCACCAGUCACAUCAUCAACAUCAGCCACCUCAGCACCAGCAGCAGCCUGUACCGCCCCACCUCCAUCACACGCAGAUGCAGCAACCUCAGCUCAAUGGCUUCCCAAAGGGAGCUCAGAACUCACAGAUGGGCUCGCUUCCAUACGCCAGCAUGCUGUCGCAGGGCUCCAUCUCGCCAGAGACUCUGCUCACCAAUCCGCUCAGCCUUCCCGGCAUCGACUUCAGCGAUCCGAACGUUGCCCAGCAGAUGCUUGCGCUCCUCGGCCAUCAGGGCCUUGUUCCUGGUUUGGCUCAGCAGGCCGCACCGUCUUCGUCCUCGCAGCACCAGCCAAAUGGUGGCACAGCCUCAGCGCCGCCCUCGUUGCCGCAGGCGCGCAUCUCGAAGAUCAUCCCCGGGGAGGGGCCCACGAGUGGAGGAAUCGAGGUGACCAUCCUGGGAGACAAUUUUACCGACGGUCUCACGUGUCUGUUCGGCGAUCUUGCCGCAAGCUCGACACGCGUCUGGGCCGCCAAUACUUUGAUCUGCGUGCUGCCGCCCAGCCCCAGCCCAGGACCUGUAGCGGUCACACUCAAGACGGUCGAGGAGAUGAGCGGUGGCAGUCAGACUCGCGGAGCGUCCAAUGGCGGCGGACCGCUGCAGCUCUUCACUUACGUGGACAAGAGUGAUACGCAGUUGAUGGAACUGGCACUGCAGGUCGUGGGCUUCCAGCAGACCCGAACUAUGCAGGUGCCAAGGGACAUUGCGCUACGCUUGCUCGCAUCCGGCCAGGGGUCUAUCAAUUCAAACCUCGCUCAGCAGCAACAGGGUCAGUACAGCGGCGGCCAGCAGCAACAGCAGCUCAGCAACGCCCGCUCCGCAGUGGAUGGCCUCUUCGCUGCCGCAGGGGAGAGACCGACCAGCUUCCAGGACACAAUCAUCAACUUCCUAUCUGUUGUUGAAGAAGGGCAGGCAACGGCACAACGAGCCGACGCUAUCCGUCUGGCGAACAAAAAUGGUCACACGCUCCUCCACUUGGCGGUCAUGCUCGGCUUCCAUCGUCUUGCGGCUAAGCUGCUCGAAUUGGGCUGCCCUGUGGACGCAAGAGACCGCAACGGCUUCAGUGCUUUGCACCUUGCUGCACUUAACGGGCGCGUAGCUCUCACGCGGAUCCUGCUGGAGCGCGGUGCCAGGCGAGAGUUGGGUUCAUUGACGGGCAAGGUCGCGCUGGACUUCGCACGUGAGCUCGAUCUGGUUGACGUUGAGGACCUGCUUGUUCACCACGGCGAAGGUGGGCGACGCAGCUACUCCGCUGAAGAUUCGUCGCUCUUCGAUUCUGACGUUGAAGACGUGGACGGAGGCAACGUCAGCACGACGGAAACCAGUUUCAAUGCUGACGAGGACGAUGAGCUCGACUGGUCGGAGAGCGAGAGCGAUAUUGACAGCAGUGAGGAUGACGGCGACGAGGAUAAGCAUGACGCCGACCACGAGCUGUCUUUGACCGACUCGUCGGCCGACGACGUCACGCCUCGGCCUCCCUCUACGCCCGCCGUGGCAGCUACGCAGGAUGGUCCUCGCUUCCUUCCCCUCACGGACUCAUCAGCUCAAGAAAAGAAGGUCAAGCAACAGCUCCUCCCUCCUCCCGCUUCAUCCCCCUUCGCACCGAACCAAGACAAGAAGCAGUCGCAGCAACUUUCGUCCGCAGCAACCCUUCGUGCCUUGGCGGAGAAGCUUCCAGGUGGGCUGGCCUUCCUGGGCGUGGCUGGUGGUCUGCAGGAUCGACUACUGCCGCAAGCCCUGCAGCAACGCGUUGGACAGACGAUCAGUGUCUUCCACAUGCAAGCGGCAGAGCAGGGCACGCCCUUCAAUCCCGAGGAACAGCAGGCCGGCGGCAGCGGCGAGAGCCUCAAAGCCAAAGAUGCCACAACCAAUGCAGGCGGCGCAGCCUCCUCUGCUGGCGUCGCAGGCGAGCAAGAUACGUGGCGGCUCAUGAGUCUCUGGCGCAACAUUGUCGAGGAGACCGGUGGCCUUUGGCAUGGUCGAGCACCCCCGCCUGCUUAUGAGGAGGCGGCGCCCAACGGCGCUGGCACCGCACAGUUGGAUGAGAAGGUUGCGGAGCCCGCGCAAGCAGCAAGGGAGCAGCAGGAGCAAGCUGAGGAGACCGUCAAGUCAGGCGCUGAGAGCAACCCGGUCACUCCUCCUGCUACUACCCCACGACGCCUCUCACGGCGCUCUUCCACCUCCUCUCUGGACUCGUGUUCCACCACCGCCUCCUCCCUCCUCACAUCCCCUUCCUCCUCCCGCGCUACCGCGUCGGCCGCCCCUUCCCCGGCCAAUCGUCGUCGCAUCGUAGUGGAAGACGACUGGAUGUUGCGGUGGUUCUGGCUACCCUGCCUCGUCCUGGCUUUCCUUGUUGCGGCGUUCAGCACGGGGCCACUGAGCCUGGCUGGUCUGGCAAGCUACGUGCCUCAGCUGGGUGGCGUCGUUGCUAAUGCAGCGGCUGCUGGAGCGAAUGAAGGUGGAGCAGGAGCCGUUGUGGGCGUCGCGGACCGGGUGUAGGUGGAGUCUGACUGAAAACGAACGGACAGUAGGCGGACGUGUUGUUGAACAUCUUUCAUCUAUUCCCCAUUUCCCUUGUCUUUUCUUCUGCUCGCCAUCGUAUUUGUACAUUUUUUGACCUGUCUUCUUUGAAUCCAGUUGAUCCCUCCUCCACAUUAC